This is a messenger RNA of Prorocentrum cordatum, 879 nucleotides long. The record is from the annotation of a GenBank genome assembly. Lineage: Eukaryota; Dinophyceae; Prorocentrales; Prorocentraceae.
AUGGCUCGCACUUUUGAGAACGCAUCGGGGUUGGAUUUGCUGUCCAAGACAGAGCGGGGUUUCUCUCGCAAGGAACCUAUGAAGGUCGGUCGGCUUCAUUCGCCAGGCUUCAUUUCUUGUGGAUCGGUCGGAAAGGAUACGUGGAACAGCAGGGAUGCAGAGGAUGUCGUGGAUCCGUUGUUCCCAAUGUGGGUCCACACCCAGAGCUUCCUCUCUAGCAGUACUAUUUCUGAGUGUUCUAGCUCCGCCGAGGACGACAGUCAGCAGGCGGCUUCGACUGGAAAUUUGCAUCCUCAGCAGAGGUCGGGCAGCCCAUGCAGCCCCCUCAGCGUCAAGGCUACCAGGUCUGUCCCAGAGCCGGAGAUAGGAAAGAUGGAAUCAGCCGACGGAUCGAGCAGCGACCAACGGACCACCGUGAUGAUGCGCAACCUGCCCACCACCUUUUCCCGGGCCCGUCUGAUCGAUCUGCUGAACAGCAAGGGCUUCUCGGGGCAGUUCGACCUGAUCUAUCCAAAUCUUCCUAUUGACUUCGGUUCUGCGUGCAACCUUGGCUAUUUCGUGAACAUGACGACUCAUCAGCAGGCGUUGCACUUUUGGGAGGUCUUCCAUGGUUUCGCAGCAUGGACGGCACUCGGGUGCCGCAAAGUAUGUGCCGUGUGUUGGGGUGCAGUGCAGGGGCUGCGCGCGAACAUUGCGCGAUACCGAAACUGCCCUAUCAUGUGCAAGCAUGCCGUACCUGAUGAUUACAAACCUGCUCUAUUCCAACAUGGUAUGCAGGUUCCAUUCCCGCUCAAGGUCUCACGGUCCAAAGCAAUGUUGCAACGCUCAGCCCGUAUCCAGAUGCCGGCGCUUUGCGGUUCCAUGCGGCGUGGGCAGUAG